GUCCUAGCCAAGACAAAGAGCCACAUUUGUGUGAGAACAAUUGUGUUAUAUGUCUUGACUAUACUCCGUGCUACCUGAAAUACUGAUUAGCCACCAAUCAAGGCGUCGAAAAUCUUUGGAAUGCCUUAUCCCGUUUGAGCCAACAGUUUACGGCCAGGAUCUCUGCCCCCCUCCCCCCCCUCGUUCGUCUACAGAGUAGCAAGGAUCGUCGAGUGCCAUGAAAAUGGAUAAAUCCUCGCGAACGCCAGGCCGACCCCCAAGCGGGAUACCUCGAUUAGUAUCCAGACUGCCUCUUCCUACAUCGACCGCAAACAAAUCCGUCAGACCGUCCCCCUCACGUGAGAGAUUAAGAGCAGACCCGGGCCUCGAUGCUUCCAGAUUACGGAGACCAUCGGAAGAAACUAUCUUCAAGAAGCCUCUUCCGAAGGCUGCUUCCCCUGUUAAAACACAGGGAACAACAGAAAAUGCACAGGCCAACAGAGAAGGGUCCCGGAUCCGGGCGAGCUUUUAUGGCGGAAAACUGAAGGUCAACGAGAAGGGGAUGGACGGAUCAGCCGUAUCGGAGGAGGCGGACUUGGAUGCCGCUAGUCAAGACGUUCGAGGCCGAACACGGGCUACGCGGCCUUCUUUAUCGGAGAGAACAAGAGAAACGCUGGCGCAAAUCCCCGCCUCACCAGCGUCGGUGAGGCGACAGUCGAGCUUCUUCAACGGAGCAAGUCCUAUGCGUUCCCCAUCUCGUGCGCCAUCGCGACCGCCAUCCGCACUAACUAGCUACUCGCGAUCGCCUUCGAGAUCAUCUUCUCGCCAGCUGAGUAGAACUGACGUGCCUGCUCAGCUCCUGUCAGCGGUUCGGUUGCCGUCGCGGCCUAGAGAUCUAGACGCCUUGGCCAGCACUAUAGCUGGCGAACCGUCAAAUCAAAUGACCUCACUUGGGAAGAUGGCUCCUCCGAAGACUGUGAAACCUACAUUGCGCAAAAGUAUCGGACCAGACGGUCUGUCUCGAGAUCGUCUUGCUCCAAAAGAAAAUGACACAAUACCUGCGAGGGCCAGUAUAUUUGGUGAUAUGAAAAAUCAUGACACAAAAAAGCCAAAGGCUUUAUCUCCGCCGCCGUCCCUUGUGGUAAAAAAGACAAGGAAGCCAUCAUCCAACUUCUCCUCUACUUUGACCUCACCCUCCUCGACAGUUUCGAAGUCCUCAUCCGUUACAUCUGCUACAUCUGAGCUCACGCCUGAGCAGCAGGCCGAGAGCGAGACAAGGAAAGUUAGCAAAUCUUCAAACGCGCUGAGAGAGAGCAUUGCCAAGGCAAAGGCUGCGAAGAGAGCUGCGAGCCAGAAAAGUUCUCAGACUGAGCCACCUGCAGAUCCAUGGGCCAGCAUCGACACCCAGGACCCGUUCAAUCAACGGCCCACGGACUCGAACAAAGGUCUGCUGCGGAAACGUGUGGAAACGGCUCGAACCACUGGACAUCUUAAUAUUGCUGCCAUGGCUCUCAGGGAAUUACCAGAUGAGGUGAUGACAAUGUAUGACUUUGAUCCGAAUAGCUCGACCGAGUGGUACGAGAGCGUGGACCUCGUCAAAUUUAUUGCUGCAGACAACGAGCUAGCGGAGUUACCAGAGUCUGCGUUUCCUGACGUCGAUCCUUAUGAUUUUGAUUCGGAAACGGACGAGAAGGGAAGCCAGUUCGGGGGCCUAGAGUUGCUAGACUUACAUGGAAAUAUACUGCGUUCUCUUCCACUCGGAAUCAGAAGGCUUCAACGGCUUCACACCCUUAACAUAUCGAAUAACAACCUGACUAUGGACGACUUGCAAAUUGUUUCCAGAAUUGAGUGUCUCGUCGACCUCAAAGUGGCAAGCAAUAAUCUAGAGGGGCCAUUGACAUUAUCCUUGGAUCGGUUAAGCAAGCUGGAAACACUAGAUUUGCAUGAAAAUUCCAUCACAGAACUUCCAGAAAGUCUUGCAGCUUUAACAUCACUCAAGAAUUUCAAUGUCGGCCAGAACCAGCUCACAUCUCUUCCAUUCGAGGCAUUAUGCAAACUUCCUCUCAAAGAGAUAAUGGCUCCAAAGAACCGUCUCAGAGGCAUAUUGAUACCGGCAUCAGUUCACAUACUGCCAGCACUGCAGACGUUAAAUGUUGUCAAUAAUGAGCUGCAAUGCUUCUCUGAGAAUGAGGCUUUGGCUCUCCCCAACCUCCAGACUCUGAUGCUGGAUUUCAAUCGUAUCAAUACUUUGCCUAAUAUGUCAUCGUGGCAAGCCUUGCUGACCCUUUCAGCGGAUGACAACGGCCUGACAGAUCUUCCUGCGGGAUUCACCGAGCUGAAAAAUAUAAAGAAUGUGGACCUCACUGGCAACAAUAUUACCAGGCUUGAUGAAAAUAUUGGAUUGAUGGAAAGUCUAUUUUCAUUUCGCAUCGCUAACAAUCCUCUACGGGAGCGGAAGUUCCUCACUAUGGACACCGAGGACCUCAAGCGGGACUUGCGGAGUCGAUGCGAACCGGAAUCGCACGAGACAGAUGAAGAGGGUUCCGUCGGGACACAGUUUACCUUAGCCCCAGAAACUCCUGUGACUUCAACUGGCUGGCAAGUGAAGUCAGGGGGAGUCCUCGACCGUUCACAUACCAAGAUGACCGAGUUCGACACAGACCUUCUAGAGCCAAUUACGGUCCAGGAUGUUCGGUGUCUCUAUCUGCAGUACAAUGACCUGCAUAGCUUUCCGGUGCUCGCCAUUAGUAUGCUUGCACAAAACCUGACCGACCUCGACCUCUCACACAACCCGAUGGACAGUUCCGAGCUCUUUUCGUCCCCUCUCACCCUCCCUCACCUUCAGAGUCUCAACCUGAGUGCGACCACACUCACAAGCUUCGAGCCUCUGCAGACCUAUAUAUCAGCGCCGUCUCUUUCAUUCUUAGAUAUGUCGUAUAACCGGCUUACGGGGGCUCUUCCAACCAUGCGGCACUACUAUCCAAAACUGAUGACCCUUCUUGUAGCAGACAACCAAAUCGCCAGUUUGUCGUUUGAGGCAGUACAAGGUCUCCAAGUCCUCGAUGUGAGCAACAAUCAUAUUGAGAUGCUUCCCCCCAAGCUCGGCUUACUGGGCGCGGAAAACUCCAGCAAGAAUUGGGCGGGCGGAUCCGCUUUGAGGAGGCUCGAAGUCGCAGGAAACAGCUUCAAGGUCCCUAGAUGGCAGCUCGUUCUAAAGGGGACUGAGGCAGUUCUGGACUGGCUGAAGGGUCGCAUUCCUGCCGACGAGCUCCCUGAAUGGGAGGCAGAAGAAGUAACGGACGCUUAGUCGUGGUGUUGGACAGAUGAGGGGCCUCUUUCUUUUCAUGUCUCCUAUUUUCUCUCUUUCCGUACAUAUUGACAGGGGUUCUCUAAGUUCCUUUGAUAUCAAUAAGUGUGGGUAUGAUGCUUUUUUUGGACAUUAAACAUCUUGUAUUUCUACAACUGUGCUCUUUUCGGGCAAUUUUUUCUUCUUUUUAAUAUAUGUGACCUUCCCGGACACAUUGAUUUUAUUUCGUCUCUGCAUAUUGGUGCAACCCCACAGAAACGCUGUAUAAGUA
Penicilliopsis zonata CBS 506.65 is the source of this 3557-nucleotide messenger RNA. RefSeq lists its product as hypothetical. Bases 218 to 3286 code for a protein of 1022 amino acids. Lineage: Eukaryota; Fungi; Ascomycota; Eurotiomycetes; Eurotiales; Aspergillaceae. The transcript has a single exon. Gene Ontology annotation, molecular function: protein binding. The record is from RefSeq and is a predicted model, not a curated record.